This is a messenger RNA of Durusdinium trenchii, 1871 nucleotides long. NCBI's taxonomy places the organism in Eukaryota, Dinophyceae, Suessiales, Symbiodiniaceae. The record is from the annotation of a GenBank genome assembly.
CUCGUACCUCUAUAUACAUCAAUUAUCAACUCUUUUAGAUGCCGGGCAUUGCUUUGCCUGCCAGCCUGGCCUGACCUGCCUUCCAAGGGGGCAAGCGGUCGUGCCUCAAGGGCCACAGCCUAGGAAGCCUGGAUGGAUGAAGGCAUCGCCUUGUCAACGGUUGCCGGCAAGCUGGUGUUUACGACUGACCCUGGGUCUCUCAAGCGUGAAAAGGAGCUUCUCCUUGCCAACCAGAAGUUGACUGCCGACCUCGAAAGAUUGCAAGAACGCCUGUCAUUUGUUGAGGAGUUGAUUGGACCCACGGAAACUCAGCGGAAGACGUAUCAAAUUCAGCUGACCUCGGCCAGAGAUGCAGCGCUUCGAGUUGCACACAGCUGCUCCGGUUCGAUACCCACUCGAUGUGUUGGGCGUUUGGAUGAGACAUGGCUUCGAUCCAGAGGUCUCACAGAUCAAGAGUGUAGUAUGCUCCAGCGUGGCUGUGUUUCUGGGGACAACGGAGUACCUACUGACAUUUCGAUGCUGGGAGAUCCUUCAUUCUGCCCUUACGACAAGCAGACACUCCAGCCAAAAUGGGAGGCCAAGGGAGGCUUUUUGCAACUGAGCUUGGCAGAUGUUCGUGAUAAGUGGGGAGAAGAGGUUGCUUUGGAACUGGUGCGCUGUGCCAUCGAGCUGGACAGGCACGAUGCAAGUCGGCGGCUGGGGGUGGAACUGCCCUGGAACGAGAAGGAAGACCGUGAAUUUGAUGCUGCUGAAGUGAUCGGGUUGCUUGGGCAGCAGCUCCUUGCAGCAAAAUGCUGCGGUGUAGGUGCGGUUUGUGACCGUUUGGCUGAUGACGAUGAGGAGAGCGAAUGGGGUGGCCUUCCUCGGUCUGAAGUUGUUUCCCCAGCUGAUGGUGGUGAGGGUGGGAGAUCAAGAGCAUGGUCAAUGCUUGAAGCCAUGAUGAACGACCUGGGGCUCAACACCAGAACCACAUCAGCACCAACUUCGGGCGGUGCGGAGUGUCCAAGAGUUGAGGAGCCAGACACUGACGACGAAGUCGUGCAGGAGGCACUCGAGGAACAGGGACUUGCGGAGGAGGCAGCAGAGCAGGAUAUUCAGCAGCUGCUCCAUGAACCUCCAACUCUCCUGUUGUCUUGUCCGCUGACACAAACACAGCCAACCAGUCAACAGAAGACUUCCACAUCCAGGAACAUACUCGCUUCAUCUAGAGCACAGACACCAUGCUCGGGAUCUUCUACACACACCAGAGGCACCCACACAGUGAGCUCGGAUACUAGCAUCGCAGCCAGCUCCUCCCCAACUCGGGAGGUAGCAAGGGCUUUGACCGUGUCUCAGGAGGCAGCCAGCAACGAGACGCUUUUUUUGCAGCUUCUUGAGGACGAAGUUGGGGGAAAUCGCCUGUGCCUCCCUGGAUCACCAGACACAUCUGGAGCGACAUCGCCACUAUCUUCAUUGCCCAGCCCAUGACGGACGGUGCAAUGUCCGGCCACGAUUUCGGGCAUACAGCCUCGAGUGGACAUGGCCCCAUCAUUUGGUGGAACUUGUAUCUUCAAUCAUUCAUUGCUGCUGGCUUUCUUUUUGGCCAGCCACCUCUAGUUGUGUGUCAUAGAUCAAAGUUUUGAGAGGACAGCAAGUUCUUGCUCUCUCAGCAACGCAAUCGUCGCACUGCCCAACGCAUUGCGAACAGCAAACCGAUUUCUGAAAAUGUAGCUGGCAUGAUGCAGCAAAGCACGGAAUGCCGCAAUGCCCCAUGAUUUAGCGCAUACGUAGACAAUUAUUGUGGUGACGCAACAGCAAAAUCUCAGUGGUUCUUGCUUCUUCGGCUCUUCGCAGCGCAGUACCAGUGCUGACUUUGGAGGCCAUGCACCAAG